Molecule: messenger RNA, 1471 nt
Organism: Eptesicus fuscus (big brown bat)
Lineage: Eukaryota; Metazoa; Chordata; Mammalia; Chiroptera; Vespertilionidae
Gene: NMNAT1
Product: nicotinamide nucleotide adenylyltransferase 1
Exons: 6
Coding region: 470-1324 (284 amino acids)
Biological process (GO): NAD+ biosynthetic process
Molecular function (GO): nicotinamide-nucleotide adenylyltransferase activity; nicotinate-nucleotide adenylyltransferase activity
Source: RefSeq, a predicted model, not a curated record
GCCGCGGGUGUUCCCCUCGCUGGCGUCCGGGCUGCGGGUCGCCCGCCGAAGGACUCGGGCCGCUUUGGUCUGAGGACGUGGUAAGCCCGCACCCCGAGCCCCUGACCCCUGAGAAACUCGUAUCUAGGGGAGUCAGCCCAGCACCCCUUUUUGUCGCGAGCAUAGGGGAGUCCAAGGUGGUGGCCUCUUUGAGGGUCAAAUACAACGGUUGCCGAGGCAAGGUCGUAUUCAAGUUUGGGGCGAGGAGUCUUGCCUCUUCAUUCUUUUCUCUCUGUGGAACCAAAAACCUCGGUAAAUUUGCCUCUGACCUUCGAAACUGACACCUUAGCUUCUUGGACUUCCCUUUGCAGUGUGACAGUCCUAGCUGAGCAGUUACUUCCCCUGAGGGACUGAUAAGCCUUUGACAAAGAUAGAUAACCCCGGAGGUGCCAGAGUGUGCCACUUAGAUCAACACCUUCAGCGUCCUAGCAUGGAAAAUUCCCAGAAGACAGAAGUGGUUCUCCUUGCCUGUGGCUCCUUUAACCCAAUCACCAACAUGCACCUCAGGUUGUUUGAGCUGGCCAAGGACCACAUGAACGCAACAGGAAAAUAUAGAGUUAUCAAAGGCAUCAUUUCUCCUGUUGGCGACGCCUAUAAGAAGAAAGGUCUCAUCUCUGCCCAUCACCGAGUGAUCAUGGCACAACUUGCCACCAAGAAUUCCAGCUGGGUGGAAGUGGAUACCUGGGAGAGUCUGCAGAAGGAGUGGGUAGAGACUGCGAAGGUGCUCAGACACCACCAGGAGAAGAUGGAGGCUAGCGGCUGUGAGCAGCAGGACUCCCCUGUGCUGGAGAGGCCUGGCCGGAAGAGGAAGUGGGCUGAACAAAGAUCAGAAUUUAGUCAGAAGAAGCCCCUAGAGCCACAGAGAAAAGAGAUGCCCAAGGUCAAGCUGCUGUGCGGGGCAGAUCUGCUGGAGUCCUUCGGUGUCCCCGACCUAUGGAAGCGCGAGGACAUCGCCAACAUCGUGGGGGACUACGGGCUCGUGUGCAUCACCCGGGCUGGAAACGAUGCUCAGAGAUUCAUCUACGAGUCGGAUGUGCUGUGGAGACACCAGGCCAACAUUCACCUGGUCAACGAAUGGAUCACCAACGACAUCUCGUCCACGAAGAUCCGGCGAGCCCUGCGAAGGAGCCAGAGCAUUCGCUACUUGGUGCCAGAUCUCGUCCAAGAAUACAUCGAGAAGCAUAAUUUGUACAGCGCCGAGAGCGAGGAGAGGAACGUCGGGGUCAUCCUGGCGCCUCUGCAGAGAAACACGGCCGCCACUAACUCAAGAACUACCACGGCCUGAAGCUGUGCGCUUCCCCCGGGGAUCUGAAGCCGUCUGGGUGUCAGCAGCUGGGGGAAGGAAUUGUGAUCCUGUUUCAUAAACUGAAACUUGAAAGUUUGGAAAAAAUCAGUAGUAAACUAAAAUCGGGUUUAUUCCUUUUUAUCAUUA